Molecule: messenger RNA, 4218 nt
Organism: Boeremia exigua
Lineage: Eukaryota; Fungi; Ascomycota; Dothideomycetes; Pleosporales; Didymellaceae
Exons: 1
Coding region: 146-4120 (1324 amino acids)
Biological process (GO): nucleotide-excision repair
Cellular component (GO): nucleus
Molecular function (GO): single-stranded DNA binding; DNA endonuclease activity
Source: RefSeq, a predicted model, not a curated record
CGGACAUCGAAGGCCUGGUCAGGUGUUUCCGCGUUCGAAUGAUUUCGACUUACGUCAUCGACGCGCUCACUCAUCGCUGCGGCCUAUUCGACUCAUACUACACCAACGCGUCUACACAGAUGGAAGCUCCCCAUCGAGUACCGCUAUGGGUGUCACCGGCCUUUGGACUGUUCUGCAGCCCUGCGCGCGGCCCAUCAAGAUCGAGACGCUGAACAAGCGGCGCAUCGCCGUCGACGCCUCGAUCUGGAUCUACCAGUUUCUCAAAGCUGUGCGCGACAAGGAGGGCAAUGCGCUGCGCAACAGCCAUAUUGUCGGUUUCUUCCGCCGGAUAUGCAAGCUCCUCUUUAUCGGCAUCAGGCCUGUCUUCGUGUUCGAUGGCGGCGCACCGGCGCUCAAGCGACAAACCAUCAACCACCGCAAGUCCCGUCGCGAAGGCAAACGAGACGAUGCAGUCCGAACCGCUGGGAAGCUCCUGGCGAUUCAGAUGCAGAGGGCUGCUGAAGAGGAGGAGCGCAAAAGGAAGGAGGCCGUCAGACACCCGCGUGAGGUGGUGCAGGAGGAAGAGCUCCCGGAGACUCUAGUGUACGCAGAAGAGAUUCUGCAGACACAGCAAGAGCGCACACAGAACAGAAAGUUCAAGAGGACAGAUCAAUAUCAUUUGCCCGAUCUUGGUGUGCCCAUGGCAGAGCUAGGCGCCGACGACCCGCGGAUCAUGUCGCUAGAGGAGCUCGAGGACUACGCGAGGCAAUUUGACAGAGGAGAGGAUAUCAACGUCUACGAUUUCUCCAAGAUCGACUUUGACGGCGUCUUUUUCCAGAGCUUGCCGGCUGCAGAUCGCUACAACAUCCUGAAUGCUGCUCGACUGAGAAGUAGAUUGAGAAUGGGCUACUCGAAGGAUCAGCUUGAUGCCAUGUUCCCAGAUCGAAUGGCGUUCUCCAAAUUCCAGAUCGAGCGCGUUCGCGAACGCAGUGACCUCACGCAACGACUCAUGAAUCUCAACGGUAUGAACGACGACACGACGUUUGGCACGAACCGCAUCGCUGGCGACAAGAACAGGGAAUACGUUUUGGUCAAGAAUGAGGGCGUCGAAGGAGGAUGGGCUCUCGGCGUUGUGACGAACAAGGAUGAGGGCAAGGCUCACAAGCCGAUCGACGUCGACCUGCCCUCACGGGCCGCAAAGCUCGAAGAGGACUGGGAGAGUGAAGACGACUUUGAGGACGUGCCUAUCGAGGGCCUGAAUAGGCUGCCAAAACCAAAACCUGGUCCCAGUCGUGAGACUGUUGAGGGCCGUGAAUUCAUAUCGAAUGAGCUGCGCAGGCGGCGACAGAACUUUUACAAGUCCAGAAAAGAUAGACCGACCCAGUCGCGACCUCGUAGAGCUGCUCCUGUCAGGGAGGAUUCGGAUUCGUUGUUCCUGGCUGAGAGCAACGAGGAGGAGGAGCAAUGGGAGAACGUACCAACCAAUCCUGAAGACGAUUUAUUCGAAGCACCAGGUGACACGGCGGAAGACGAGCAACUGCAACAAGCCAUUGCUCUUUCAAUGCAGCAGAACGACGACGUGGAGGAAGAAGAGGAGCCAGAGGAGCAGGCGCCCCUUAAAGAGUAUCAACAGAAACGUGCUCAAGAGUCGAAUCCAUUCAAAGCUGCGAAGGGAUUUGGAGGACUGGCCAUUGGGAAACUAGCCAAUCAGCGUGCUAACAAGCUUGCUCCAAAGGGCCCUUUUGAGGGCAGCGACAGUGAAGGAGAUGACAUGGACCUGCAAGCAGCGUUAGCUGAAUCUCGUCAGUCCAAACGGUCGACCAACCCACAGAGACCUCCAGCUGCGUCAUCUGAGAGGCCUGCACCUUCAGCAGCAGCCAAAGCAGCUGAUACAAUGAACAUGGGCGGCUUCGAUGGGCCGUUGCCUUUCGAGAAGCUCAAUCUGGGAACCUCGUUGUUGGGCAAGAAGAAGAUGGACAAGAUUGAGCAAGAAACUGCAGGUGGUUUCGAGAAAGACACUGACGCGAAGAACAAGUCUGUACCGCUACCGCCGUGGUUCAAAGGUGAGCGAGAUAUUGGACAGGAACUGGACGAGUAUCGCAACGAAGAGAAGCGAAGGUGGGAGGAGGACCGAAAGGAGGAAAAUGAGCAGUUCCAGUUCCAGCAAUUGCCUCGCUUGCGAAAGCACGAAACGAGGGAAGUCAUCGAUUUGGAUGUAGACCCUAGUCAAAGCCAGAAAGAGAAGCAGGUCAUUGCCUUGGACUCGGACGAAGAAGAGGAUGUCGAGAUGGAAGAUGUACCAAUGAAUACCGUUCAGUCAAAGAAGCUGACCAUGAACGAUCUGGUUAGGACAGAUGACACGGCAGACAAGAUUCAAGUUGAGCCACCGAAACCACUUGUCGAGGAUCAAAGAGCACCUCUUGAACAGAACCCAAAGCUGGUGAUGAAGACACCAUUCGCAGAUGAUUCUGAUGAGGAGCCAGUAGACUGGUCGGAAAGUGAGCCAGAGGAGGGGACAAAUACUUCUUCAAAAGCAGCGCAGGCUAAGAUCACAAAAGAGGUCUCUUUGCCAUCAAAAUCGCCGUCGCCAGAGUUCGAGGAUGUUCCCAUGGCCACCGAGCCAUCAUCUGCACCAGCAGCGCCAGUUGCAGAGGCAGCAAAGUCACCAUCCCCUGAGUUCGAAGACGUUCCCAUGCACACUGAAGCUACAGAUGCCCCGAAAUCACCUUCGCCGGAUUUCGAGGACGUUCCCAUUACUACAACUACUCGUAGGCCCCGCCGCAGCCCAUCUCCUGACUUCCUGCAAGGACCUGAUGAUCUCGAGAUCCCUAUAGUCCCACAUAGCGGACUCGUAGAUGAUAACGUACCCCUCGAGCUACCCGGACACGACUCCGACCAGUACUCUGAUCCUGAAGACGAAGAGUUGUUUGCAUCCCUAGCCGCGGAAGCAGAGGAACACAAUCGCUUUGCUCGAGAAAUCAACACCGCUGCGACUAGUGUCGAUUUCGAGACCGAGCUCAAGCAAUUGCGCGCUCAACAGAAGAAAGAUAGGCGAGAUGCCGAUGAAGUAACGCAAACCAUGGUCGCCGAGUGCCAGCACCUCCUCUCCUUGUUCGGUCUCCCCUAUAUCACGGCACCCAUGGAAGCUGAAGCUCAAUGCGCUGAGCUCGUACACCUUGGCCUUGUCGAUGGCAUUGUCACGGAUGAUUCUGACACAUUCCUGUUCGGCGGCACUCGCGUAUACAAGAACAUGUUCAACGCCGCCAAAUUCGUCGAAUGCUACCUGUCCAACGACCUGACCAGCGAAUUCAGCCUGACGCGCGAGAAACUCAUCGCCAUCGCCCAGCUCCUCGGGAGCGACUACACUACUGGCAUCCCCGGCAUCGGCCCCGUCACCGCUCUCGAAAUCAUCUCCGAGUUUCCGAAGCUCGAGGACUUCAAAGACUGGUGGACCGGCGUGCAGAACAACUCCAUUUCCCGUGAAGUUGACGCACAAAACCCCUUCCGCCGCCGCUUCCGCAAAUCCCAGGCUACCAAGUUGUUCCUGCCCCCCGGCUUUCCGGAUCCGCGCGUCGCCGAUGCGUACCUGAAUCCAGAGGUCGAUUCAGAUCCUCAGCCGUUCCAGUGGGGAGUGCCCGACCUCGCGGCGCUGCGCGCGUUUCUCAGCGCCCAGAUUGGGUGGAGCAGCGAGCGCACUGACGAGGUGCUAGUACCUGUUAUCAAGGACAUGAAUAGACGAGAGAAGGAGGGCACGCAAGCGAAUAUCACGCGCUUCUUUGAGGGAGGUGUGGGCGCUGGAGCAUUUGCGCCGCGCGUCAGAGGGAAUGCGGGGAGUGGGCCGAGUGGGAAGAAGAAGGGUAAGGCUGCGGCGGGGAAGAGGCUUGGUGCUGCGUUGUCGAGAUUGGCCGAAAGGGAAGGCGCGAGAGGUGGAGUGGAUGAUGAGGGCGAUGAGGAGGGGGAUGAAGAUGGUGCUGAGGCCGUGGACGCUGGAAAUGCGAAGCGGACAAAGAGAAAGGUGCCUGUUUCGCUGGCCGCUAUGGAGGAAGAGCCUGCAGAGGUCGAGGAGGAUGAGGAUGAGGAUGCGGCGUAUCAGGAGCCGAAGAAAAAGAAGGCGAGGAAGACGCGCAAGGCUAAAGCCUAGUCGGCACCUUGGAUUUUGGAUACACGAUCAAAGCAAUUACAAAGGUCUCGUGUCAUUGAGAAACUCUCACAGCCUGCGAGCACGCGACAGCACAUACA